AGCUACAAAUCAAAGGCCCGCAGAAUGCCCGAGCAUAAAACCCUUUUUCUAUUGACACUGUUCUACUUUGCUGCUGUAAGGUAGAGCAGCCCCACUCUGCCUGGGAAGCAGUGACAAACAUACGGAUAGACUGCCCUGUGAAGUGUUCUCCUUUUCAUGGAUGCCAGGGUGGCCCUGCUGCACUUAUGGACAGUCCUUGUCCUCCUGACAGCAGAACUGAAGUGGAUUGAUGCUGCAGAGGUCUACACCAACGCCUGGGCUGUCCAGAUCAAUGGGGGGCCAGAGGAGGCCGACCGCAUUGCCAGGGAACACGGAUUCAUCAACCACGGCAAUGUUUUUGGAGAUUAUUAUCACUUUAGGCAUCAUGCCGUGGAGAAGAGAGCUUUGUCUGGCCACUUGGGGAUGCACAUCAGACUGCAAAAAGAACCACAGGUCCUGUGGGCGGAGCAGCAAGUGGUGAAAAAAAGGAAGAAGAGGGAUAUCUAUGAAGACCCAACAGACCCUGAUUUCUCCAAGCAGUGGUACCUGUCCACCCCGACACAUCAAGACCUGAAUACCAAAAUAGCCUGGGCUCAAGGCUACACAGGGAGAGGUGUAGUGGUGACUAUCCUGGACGAUGGAAUUGAGAAAGACCACCCAGACCUCGUCAGCAAUUAUGACCCUGAGGCCAGCUAUGAUGUUAAUGAUGGAGACGCUGACCCACAACCCAGAUACACGCAGCGAAAUGAGAACAGACAUGGAACUCGAUGUGCCGGAGAAGUUGCAGCAGCAGCCAACAACGGCGUGUGCGGCGUAGGCGUGGCCUAUAAUGCUAAAAUUGGAGGAGUUCGCAUGUUGGACGGGGAGGUGACAGACGUGGUGGAGGCCCACUCUCUAAGCCUCAACCCGCAGCACAUCCACAUUUAUAGCGCCAGCUGGGGCCCAGAGGACGAUGGCAAGUCACUGGACGGCCCCGCCAAACUGGCUAAGGAGGCUUUCCUCCAGGGAAUCACCAAGGGACGUGGCGGACAAGGCUCCAUCUUUGUCUGGGCCUCUGGUAAUGGUGGCCGGGAACAGGACAGCUGUAACUGCGACGGUUACACCAACAGCAUUUACACCCUUUCCAUCAGCAGCACCACGCAGUCCGGCAACGUGCCGUGGUACAGCGAGCCCUGCUCCUCCACCCUCGCUACUACCUACAGCUCUGGAAACCCGGGGGAGAAACAGAUAGUGACCACAGACUUGAGGCAAAAAUGCACAGACUCUCACACGGGGACGUCCGCCUCGGCCCCACUGGCUGCUGGGAUCAUUGCCCUGGCUCUGGAGGCCAAUAUGAACCUGACCUGGAGGGACAUGCAGCACCUGGUGGUGAGGACGUCCCGGCCCGGACACCUCAGCGCCGGAGACUGGAAGACCAACGGUGUGGGACGCAGAGUGAGUCAUUCGUACGGUUAUGGGCUUCUGGAUGCAGGUGCCAUGGUGGCUCUGGCACAGAACUGGACCACAAUGGGACCGCAGCAUCAGUGUGUUCACACCAUGCUUGCAGAACCGAGAGACAUCGGGAACAAGCUGGUGUUCAGCAAGAGCGUGGAUGCCUGCUGGGGACGACCGGAGUAUGUCAGCUCUCUGGAACACGUUCAGGCUCGCCUCACUCUCUCCCACAGCCAGAGAGGAAAAUUGGCCAUUCAUCUCAUUAGCCCACUGGGCACUCGCUCCACCUUGCUGUUCCCCAGGCCCAACGACUUCUCCUCAGAGGGAUUCAACGACUGGGCCUUUAUGACCACCCACUCAUGGGGCGAGAAUCCUCAAGGGGAAUGGACACUGGAAAUAGAAAAUGUAGCCGCUAAUGGACGUGACUAUGGUAACCCCACUCAUCAUCAUUAA
This is a messenger RNA of Cottoperca gobio, 1863 nucleotides long. RefSeq names its product furin (paired basic amino acid cleaving enzyme) b (gene furinb). Bases 157 to 1863 code for a protein of 568 amino acids. The record is from RefSeq and is a predicted model, not a curated record. The transcript has 14 exons. Lineage: Eukaryota; Metazoa; Chordata; Actinopteri; Perciformes; Bovichtidae. Gene Ontology annotation, biological process: peptide hormone processing. Gene Ontology annotation, cellular component: trans-Golgi network; Golgi membrane. Gene Ontology annotation, molecular function: serine-type endopeptidase activity.